GGCCCGUGGCCCGCCGGCCGGAGGGCAGGCGGUCCGCACGGCCCCGGGUGCCGGGCCCUGGUUGCGCCCCGCCCGGCGCUCAGCCGGCACCGCCGCCCCUGUGCGCCUCCCUCUCCCUGCCUGCCGCCCGGGGUCUUGUCCCCAUCGGUGCCGCUUUAUCUGCCUGCUCCAUCACAGAUUGCCCUCUGGAUUUUAACGGUUUUAAGCAAAUGAAGUAACUGGUUUCUGCCUCGGCCGACAUCCCGCCGUACUUCCCUCGGGCCCCGCGGCUCCUCCCCUGGGAGCACCGGCCUCCCCGCAGCGCUCGCUCGAAAGUUCCUGCCGGGGCCUGCUGGAUCUACAGCCGGAUCCAGGGCUGAGCCUUGGAUCUGCAGCCAGAGUCUGCUCCAAAGGCGGCCUCGGCAGCUUGCUGGUUUUGCCCUUCCCGCCUGCUUCCGUCCACAGGCUCAGCUUCCCUGCCCUUCCCAGGAAGGACAGCGUGUAGCGUUCAUCGCUCUGCAGCUCCUUCCAGCCGACUUGUACAUGGUGGCUUCCAGGGUAGAGAGGUGCCCCAAAGCCUCUCAAGGAGAUAUUUCUUUGAUCAUUAGAAUGGCCUGUGCUGAAGUGGUCUCGAUUCAGUAGAUGAAACUUGGCGUUUGUGAUGUGGAUAACGGGUGGCAGGCACGUACGUUAAAAUUUUCAGCAAAUUUGUUGCCAGGGCUGGUGCUCGUCCAGUCUUUCCUCAUGCCCGAAUUCUGUAUUUUUGCUUCAACCCCUAGACAUCAUGGGACAGCCUUUGUAAAAUAAUUUGGUUUAAUCAGCAAAUACAAAUGGAAAUGUCUUUGGCAAUGUCAUCAGAAUAGUUGAAAAUGAAUGACGAGGCAACUGAAUUAAUCUCUCUCCAGCUGAGAAGAAUGUAUACUUUGCUGCUGUUCUAUGGAAACAGAGCUUCAGUUUCCAGAACUAUUAACCACAGUUGUUAUAUCUAAUUCAAAAAAUGUUUAAAGGGCUGUGAAAAUAGGAUGUGUAUGAUUUUGUAAUAUUUUCAUUUAUAUACCUUGAUGAAUAUAUUAAGUUACAGGCAAGUAAAAACCAUUGUGACUUCCAUGGUAUUAUUCUUUCUGACUGGCUGUUCACAUUUCUCUGAUUUACAAAAGCACUUUGAUAUUACAAUAGGAGCCUCUUCAUAUCUCUUUUACAUUCAACGUUGACCGACUUUACGUCUUCUUUUGCCUUCACCCUUUUAGAUGUCACUUUGCUCCUCAAAAGGAAUCUUUAGAUGCCUUGACCACUUGCUAUGGUAUCUUUUCUAGUUUAUCUUUCUGUUUCUUCAUGUUCUCCUUUUUGAUCACACCAAGGGAUUGCAGACACUGAGCACCUCCUUAAUGUGGGAAUUUUCAAGCAUACAUUCUGAAUAGCACAACAAAGUUACAGGUGCUCUGUGGCUCAAAAUGUUUGGAAGGAAAAAUUAUUUAAAAAAAGCUCAGGUGUCUGACCCAAAGCUCACUGACCUGCCAUCAACUUCGAUGAGGUUUAGAGCAGGAACUGUGUAUUUCAAUAGUGAAGUUAAUCACAUCUUUUAAACUUAAAAAAAAAUAAAUGUGGAAAACAGUAAAUAGCAGCCAUGAGUACACUUCUAAUUAAGGCUUAAACAGGUUCAGAAAAUGUCAUUAGCCCACACAUGCCCAGCCACUGAAAUCUCCAGUGAGGGAAAGUCCUCAGUGUACAAUCACAUCUGUAAUGAUGCAAGCUGCACAGGGUAAAUAACAAAAAUAGCACAUUGUAAGAUUUUGUGAAUAACACAAGACUGGUGUCAGCAGCUGCAAAAAGCUCUCUAAGCCUGGGUACAGUGUGCCUGCCUGUGUGACGCUGGAGCCUCUGGGCUCCCAUGGGAGCGUCUGUAAGCAGGGAGCUCACUGCUGUGCCCUUCCAGGAGAAGCCCCUGCCUCUCCCUCUCAUAGCACAGUCCUGCUGGGAAAGGUCUGUGGCUGAGGAAGGAGCAGGCUGGUCUGUCAGCAGAGGGAAGGAGAGGGAAUAAUGAAGGCAAUUCUCUGGGAGAUGCUGAGCAGAAGAGACCUUUUGACCUGACUAAUGGCUGACAUACGAGACUCCUGUACUGGAUCGAUUGCUUGGACAAAGGGAAGGGUGCCUGCAUCGUGUGACUGCUGGGAAGACUGCAAAACCACUGUGCCUGGGGAGCUGUGUGAGACUCGUCAUUGAGAGGAAGGCACUUGCUUGCCUGGGUGGAAGCAGAAACCAGAAACUGAAUUUCACAUGGACACGUUUCAGACGUGAUAGAUUUUGAUUCAGACAUGGGGAGUGGCAGUUGGUAGUUGUGGUAGUUUAAUACAGCCUGAAUGCAGCUUUCAUGUUAGAUAGCUGGAUGAUGCAGCACUGGAUGUGUUAAAAAUGUGGGGUGCAGUCCUGUCUGUCUUUGCCAUUGUGGCUUCAGGACAGCAAGGAUUUUAUUCAAGAGUUGGAAAUGACGGGAGCGAGGAGCAUGAAGACACCCCGGGGAAUGGGGGCAUCCGCGCACCUACGCCUCCACUUCGCUUUGCUCCUGUGCAAACACAAAUUUUAUGUUCCCAGAGACCCAAAAGGUCGACGGCGUCCCUGCGGGGCGGUCAGAGGAGGGAGGCGGCUCUUCCUCUACAAACUUUCCCUGUCCCCUCCCUCGCCGCCUCUCUCUCUCCUCUUCUCUCCUCCCUGCAACUCUCGGCUCCCGGUCGGCGAUGGCUGAGAGGCCGGGGAGCAACGGGGCAGCACUGCUGCCCGUCUGGUCCUUGCCCGGUCCCCGCGGCCGCUCCCAAAGCGACAUCUCCUCCUUCUCCUCCUCCCGGAGAACCUGUCUGCUGCGGUCCAUCGUGGGCGGCUCAGUUGAUGGUUUGGACAAGGCUUCAAUUGCUAACUCAGAAGGACCAGCCCCAGGAUCCCAAACUCCCCCCUUCAAGAGGAAGGGCAAACUCUCCAACAUUGGCAAAAUCUUUAAACCUUGGAAAUGGCGGAAGAAGAAGACAAGUGACAAAUUCAGAGAAACGUCAGCAGUGUUGGAAAGGAAGAUUUCGACAAGACAAAGCAGAGAGGAGCUGAUAAGAAGGGGAGUGCUGAAGGAAAUGCCUGAGCAAGAUGGUGAUGUAACAGUAAAUUUUGAAACUUCAAAUGGACACACCAUAGCCAUUGGUGAAGAAACCAUACAGGAAGAAAAUGUGGUAAAAGCUAGUGGAAAUAAUGGCACUUUAUCAGAGAAAACAACAUCAUCGGAAGGAAAAAAAGAUCAAAAAGAGAGCACUACUGGUCACUGCCCAGAAAUACCAACAUCCCAUGCUCCACCACUACCCAAGCCUAAGCCUAAAUCUAAAAAAGCUCUACUGCCACCAAAAAAUGCCAUUGCUGCUUCCACAACCACGAGCCAUAAGGGUAAUGAAGCACCUCAUGCAAAAAAAAAGGGAAAGGGUCCUGCUAAGCAGCCUCCUCUCCCACCGCCCAAGCCAACAGGUCACAGGGCAAAUCAAGAAGCUGCUGGUUCCUCUCAUGCAAGAAAACCACCAGACUCCAAGUCCUCUUCAUCACCAUCUCCUUUGUCUGCAUCAUCUCACCCCAAAGCCUCUAAGGAGACUUCCAGCAAAUUGGGCACAUCAGGGACUCCCAGGGGCAAGAAAAAAACCGGGAAACAGUCAACCCCACGAACAGCACCAGAUGGGGCUGCUUCUUCCCCCUCAGGUGCCACAGCCAACAGUUUGGAAGUGAAGACAGAAAAAAACAAGGCUGAGCAACCUUCCAUAGUAACUUUUGAAAUGGAGGACACAGACCAAUCGAGCAAGCUUGUCGUCCCCCCUCCUCCCACUGCUGCCCCUCCUCCACCUCCACUUCCACCUCCUUUCCCUGCUGCAGCUGGUCAGCCUGCUGUCUCCUCAGAUGCCCAGGAUGUGUCAGACAGCUGUGUGGCAGGGCCAUGCAGCCCUGGAUCAGAUACUAAAACUCUUCUCCAGACUGAGCAUGGCACAGAUGAGAGUCUGAGCAGUACGGCCCUAGGCAGAGGUCCAGAUGCUAGUGGAGAAGACACAGAAAGCUUGGCUAUGAAAGGAGACCAAGAAGUGGAGGCUCCAGACCAGGCACACUCUGAACCAGUGGAGGAGGCUGCUGACACUGGUGCCCUUCAUGAGAGUGAAAGUAGCAGAGAGAGCCAUGGCAGUGACUCAGACUCAGAUGGGCCGAUACUGUACACAGAUGAUGAUGAUGACGAUGAUGAUGAGAAUGCAAGCGCUGAAAGCUCUUUGGCAAGUAAAAUCCGUCGUAGGGAUACUCUUGCUAUCAAACUUGGCAACAGACCAUCUAAGAAAGAAUUAGAGGACAAAAACAUCUUGCAGCGUACAUCUGAAGAGGAAAGGCAGGAAAUCAGACAUCAGAUUGGAACGAAGCUAGUGAGGAGACUUAGCCAGAGGCCUACAACUGAAGAGCUAGAGCAAAGAAAUAUCCUGAAGCAGAAGAAUGAAGAAGAGGAACAGGAAGCCAAAAGAGAAAUAAAACGUAGACUCAGUAGAAAGCUCAGUCUGAGGCCUACAGUGGCUGAACUUCAAGCAAGAAGAAUCCUUCGAUUUAACGAGUAUGUGGAAGUCACGGAUUCUCCGGAUUAUGACCGUCGUGCUGACAAGCCUUGGGCCAGGUUAACUCCUGCAGACAAGGCAGCAAUACGGAAAGAACUGAAUGAAUUUAAAAGCACAGAAAUGGAAGUACACGAGGAAAGUCGGCAAUUUACCAGGUUUCAUCGUCCAUAACAGUUUGACCACAUCCCAUAUUUCAUGUAACAGUUUUCUUUUGGGAAAUCAUUGCAUCCUGAAGACCUGAGAUUGCACUGGAACUUAAGUAUGAGUGUGUGCUACAGUUUACCCUCACGUUAAUGAAGAAAGUGGCCCUCGUCUUUAUCAAUGGACAAAUGAUUUGUCUAGGAGGAGAACUCACGUGAAGCAUUUGUCCGUGUUCAGACAGACCACAGUCUGUGGCUACCCCACACAGACGAGUUGGUGGACUUCUUCAUCAGAGCUCCACAAGUCAGGAAGUGCUGAAGACAAUCGCUUGAGAGCCUGCUACCAGGAACUAUCAGAUUUCAUAGGGUUGUGACUGAGGGUAACUGCGAGGGAGGGGGUGUGUGAAAAGGACUGAGAGCUGGGGGAAGAGAGUCUUCGCUUGUCAGUCCACAGAGAAAAGUGGAAUGGAUGGAACUGCCUAAUGAUGCACAGUGGGAAGAAUUAUUUAAAGGAAAAAAAAAAGAGUGUGUGAGCAACUGUGCGUGUUUAUUUGGUUUUUUUUAAUGGCUACAGCCUGUCUUAAAAAGACAGCAAGCCAUAAGUCCUCAUGUUAUCACUACUUUAGUGAAGAACUGUCAUUUUCUUUGGUGCCAGUAAAUACAGUUGCCAGAAAUUAACUCAUCUGUCUUUUUUAAAAUCCCAAUGUGCAUGCUUCAGGAAAAUACAUUGAACAUUCAUACAGAACAAGCCACAUAUUUUUUGGUUUUUAAUGUUAACAUACUCUGGAUCCUCAGAAAGACAUAAAGAGGAUUUGAAGUUUGAUAACGUUCAAUGAAAUGCUUCAUGUUUAGAAACACUCCCUGCUGUCUGUCACUUGCCAUUCAAACCAGAGGGAUCAUUAUCUUUCUCAUUAUGGCAGGCAGUGGUGACUUCGACAUCAUGCCAGUGUGAAUCCAAAAGUAGAAUAAAAUUAGGCACAGAAGUCUUUGCUAGUAUGCUUGAGGAGUGAUUACUAAUGUGACUUUUUCCAUUUAAGGACUCUUGCAUUGCUUUGAGGAAGAACUCCCAGAUGAUCAGUAUGUCUUCAGCCAGUGGUCCUGUAAAAGUGAAGGAAAAUCCUUGGAGUGUCUGCAGCCUGCUUUUGUUCAGUGUGAAGAAUGCUUCUUAGAUUUGUAAUUUUUUAUACUAUCUUGAAAUAGUAUAUGUGAAUACAGUACUAUUAAAAUUAAGUGGUAUGGAGUGUGAAAGGCAAUACAUGAUUUUUCUAAGUUGGCCCAAAGGCCCAUUAAAAAGCCCGUGGCAUUGUUUACACUAAGAAAUUUUCUGUCUUAUAUUAGCACUUAUUUAUCCUUUGAUUAAUGUACACAACAUUUGGGGGGUGGGUCUGGAAUUCACAUAUGCAUACUUUUAAUGCAGUAUUACAGUAUAUUUGCUAUUUAUCCUUUCUAAUGUGUGUACAUAUUACAAUUUAUUUUUGUCUUUUAUGCGCCCUGUUCAGUUUUUAAUUAUGAAGUGUAAGUAUUUCCUUUUCUGGCAAUAAAAGAUCUGUGUAGAUGUGAUUUUUACCUCAGUAAAUCUGCAAUAGAUUCUUGUGGAAUGUUUUUAGUUUAUAAAAUUGAAGGUUGUUGUUUUAGAUGUCAGCCUAAAGGCAGAAAGGCGAUUUGGUGGCUAAAAUUAGAUAUCCCUCUUCAGUGCUAUUUACAACAAGACCAGGUUUGCAUAAAUGGGGUGGAUUAUUUUAGGAAAGAGCACUUCUAAUAACAGGAGAGUGCAUUCCAACAGCCGUCACUCUAUUAUUUUUAAAGAGAUUGGUAAACCAUUUUUAAAGAAGAUUUUUAUGAUGUUAGGAUCCCUUACAUUUUAGUAAAAACUCUAAUGAGGUACAAGGCCCAAAAUAUCAAUAACGAAAUAAAAUAACCAUCUACAUGCUUGUAGCAAAGAAAAGCAAGCAGCACCUUCCUUUUUUAAUGGAAUCAAUAAGAGCCAUUAGGAUUCCAUUUGCAGAAAACAGUUUAGCUUCUGGGAGGCCCAUCAUUUUAAAAAUAUAGAAACACUACUUUGACAUCAAGGAAGCAGUGAAAAUGUAUUCUUUGGCACUAAAUCAUGCAGGAAUUAUCAAGCCAUUAGAGUUAAGGUUUGUCAGCAAUUCUGGUACAAUGCUAAUUUUUAUUUUUAGAAUUUGAUGAGUAAACUUAAAACUUACACUAGAAGAGUUCUGCUUAAACUUUUUUUUUUUUUUGCUGAUGUUGCCAAAUUUAGAAAUGUGUGUCCAAAAUCAUAUAAAGGUCUACUAUGUUGACUUUGAAGUAUAAAGCACAGUAUUUCACUUCAAAGGAAACAAGUGAAGCAAUUAAACAGACCUCAGUGUUGCCUUAAUCCCAUCAAAACACUUGAAAGCAGCCAAGAUACUAAAGGCAGAAGGAUAGCUGUUGCACAGGCAGAAUAACUUGGACAAAGGUAAGGUAAGACUAUAUAUACUUUAUAUAAGACAGUAGCUCCUCUCACGUGCCAGGGUACGUAUGGGUUACACAAGCAAAGUAAAAGUUGUUAAACUCUUAGGACGAAGUUAAAUACUUGACUUUGCAAGAACAUAUUCCUCUAUUCUAGGCCUGGAGCAUGGAUGGAAAGUUAUGUGCUGCCUUUUCAUUUUAAUAGUUAAAAUGCAAAGGUGAGGAUACAACUUCUAGCUCAGACUUCUUCAAGCUGCAAUAUGUCAUAAGAAAUGAGGAUACUUAGGUGAGGUAUCAUUUAGGCUUUUCCUAUCCUCCUUCUGGGGUUGGAGGUUUUUUUAAAGUGUUCACUACAAGCCAUUGCUAGAGGCAGAACACUAGCCUCGAUGGAGAUGCUGAGUUAAUUUUUAAUUUCUUUUUAUUUUUUAUGACAAUCAGAUGCAUUCUUUGACCCACAAUUCAGCAAACUAAUUAAGUAAAUUUAUGUAACUGGACAAAAGGAUUUGCCUUUAUUGAAACUUAUGUAAAAAUGUAGUAUGCUUGCAGAAUUAGAACUAUAAACUAUCCAUUUUGUAUUAUACCCACACACAGACAUAGAAUUGUAUAUACUAUUUUUAUAUUCUAAAGAUCAACUGGCAGAAAAACAACAGUUGGAAAGUGUUAUCCAUGCAAUAAAAAAUAAUGAGAAUUUGGUAUGUCACUAUGCGAAGUGAAGCAAGUUUGCUUUACCUUAUUGAGCUGCCUGAAGUCUGUUUCUGCUGCAUCUCCUAGCCCUCCAUAUUGAUGAUUUGAAAUGUCUUCGAGUUGCAUCAACAGCCCAUUGGAAAUAAUAUGCUGUAUACUUGUCUAUGGGGCCGCAUGCCUGUUAGAAGAUAAAAAUCAGGAUAAGUCCUGAGAAAUUAAUAAGUGAGUAGUCCUUGAGGAAAAAAAUAAAAAUAUGCUGAAAAGGCAAAACAAAAGUAACACUUUCCAUGUGACACAUAGUACAGUCCAGCUGGCUAAUAGGGAGCAGUAUAUUAAUUUUUAUCAAACUGGACAAAUAAUUUAAAUGUCAUCCACAACAUAUGACAAACCUUACACAUAUUAUACCUAAUGUUCCACAGAGUCAUAUAUGAACUCAGAUGUCUACAGCCAUACAAAGAGAAAAUUAGUAGCAUGAAGUAGUGGUUUCUGAAAUUACCUCAUAUAUCAUGUUUAUCAGUAGAAUCAUGCAUCACACCAUGUUGCUGUGGGUGCAAAAGAAUGGAUGCUUAAUCAAAUCCUAAUUUCUUCUUCACAUAAAAAAUGUAAAUGAUUCUACAAUGUCUCUUGUCUCUCUCAGGUAAUACAUAUUAGUCUUUUUAGCUGAAAUACAGUCUAUAUGAAUUUUCUCAAAUUGUAAUAUAUAUGUUGACUCAACAAGUGCAAAAAAAAAAAUUAAACUGAAUGCUAAUGAUUACUUAAGCUAAAUACCAUUUCAGCUGGUGAUUUGAAACAUGUUAGGACCAGGAGCACCAUCUCUUCAAAAUCACUGAAAGUAUUUGCAGCCAUUUGUAGGUCUACAAGACUGCAUUUAUUUGUUGAGUUUAUCAUUUACCUACAGUUGUCCAUGUCCCUUGCUGUGGUGGCCUUUCCUGACCUCUGAUGUGGUGUGGGGCAGGGCAUACCCACCACCUGCUCUGGCCACACUAAGUACCUCUUAGAGAAGCACCAUAGCCUCGGUGUUGAUAUGUAAAAACCUUAUCAGGUGACCACUUCUUAUUUUUUACCUUGAAAAUGAAAUGAAAGCUGUGAAACAAAGGCAUUAAAGCACCCCUGAUAUUAAGAAAUUAGACCAUUAGACCACUCCUUCCAGGUGAGAUUAGUGCUUUGUUUCCUGUAGAAAUGCUUCAAACUCAGAGCUGUAACAAGUACUACUACAACUACAUCAGAGAAUUUGUUUCAAAACAGCAGUCAAUUAACCUGACUAUAAAUUUAAUCUGAGCCCUAAUUUUGUAUCAUCAUAAAGUGGGAGGAAGAUCCAGCCAGCACAGACUAAAAAUGUCUAAUCUAGUCUGGCAGCCUGGGAAUCAGCUGAAAUCCCUUCAACGGCUGCAGCCGGCAGGGGUUGGAGCCAGGGUAGGAAGAGCCACACUGUCACCUGGCUACCUAGCAGGACAGGUCUGUGUGAGCACUGCUGGCAUACUAAGCAGGGACUAGACUAUCCACCCAUGUCUUAAUGUCUGUUAAUGCUUUAAUGAUAAAGCAAACCAAGCUAAAAGCCUACGUUUGCAUGAAACUGUCAGGCACACCUGAACUGCAUCUUUUAAUGCUUUCACAUCAUCUCUUUUUGGUAAUUUCUUAAGGAGUUAAGACCUGUGCCACUGCUGCAAACUAAAAUAAAAACAUACUCAGGGUGAAAAAAAAGGAUAGACUUGCCUCCUGCCUUUACAGGCCACAUUUAGUUCCAUUAUUGUUUCUAUCCGUAUUCUUACUGUACAAAGCUCAGUGCAAUGCUCACUGCUGGGACCUAGAUUUUAAUAGAAAAAGUGAUUCUGGAAGCUUUUAUUAGGUUGAUGCAAAAAUAUUUUGAGGAUCAAAUUUAAAAAAAAAAAGAAAAAAAGUAAAUUCUCCAGAAUAGCUUAAAGCUUCUAUUUAACAGAAAUCUGGAAAAAAACCCCCACCAAAACUCAUGGAAGUAUAUGUAUAGAGAGAAAGGGAGAAAAAGGAGUGAAAUGAACAUAUUUUGCUGUAAUGUUUCUAUUUAUUAACUUUAAUAAUUAAUAAGUUCUUGUUUCACUUUGUCAGUUCCCACCUUGUUUCAGGUUUUUAAUGGCAAUAGAGCUCAUAUGAACUAGAUACAGCAUAUCACCAAUAUUUUCUAGGAGGUAAAUAUUGCAUUGGAUAGAACUGAAGAAAGUAAUGGUAUUCCCUGUAUCUCCUUGUUCAAUCAUUAAUUCUUUAUAUUAAAAAAGUCUUUCAAUGCUAUGUCAAAUUCAACAAUAUUUGAACAUUGUUAUGAUAUAGUAAAAUGUUGCUGAACAAAUCUUCUCUUCUUUCACUACUUUGUGUGGUGGUAUACUGAUUUGUAAACUUGCAUAAAUUUUGGAAUUAAAGAAAUACUGUGUUUUGGAUUA
This is a messenger RNA of Pipra filicauda (Wire-tailed manakin), 10269 nucleotides long. RefSeq names its product phosphatase and actin regulator 2 (gene PHACTR2). NCBI's taxonomy places the organism in Eukaryota, Metazoa, Chordata, Aves, Passeriformes, Pipridae. Gene Ontology annotation, biological process: actin cytoskeleton organization. The transcript is spliced from 14 exons. Gene Ontology annotation, molecular function: actin binding. The coding region runs from base 2559 to 4754 and encodes 731 amino acids. The record is from RefSeq and is a predicted model, not a curated record.